ACAGGACUACGUCAAUGCAAUGAUUUAUUCUGGAAAGUUAAGAAUUCUUCUAAUGAGAUUCCUUGCAUUUUUACGAGUUUAUCGAUUGUUUUCCAUCCCCACGCAACUAAUCCCGAUAACGAAGGUAUAAAAACCCGGGCCAUUGCCACAGCGGUAGACGAACCCAUCACGACAUUGAACAACACAUUGGCAAGAAGCUUAUCCUCAUACUGGAAGAAACACUUUGGCGGAUAUUAGAGAGAUUAUAUUGGUUUCUUGUCCAGUUUACGACAUUUCAAAGGCAGACAUUAAGGCUCAUUGAUUGAACUUGUGACAGAAGAGAUUUGUUUGUGAAUUUAAGUGUUCAUUAAACCUGGUCGGUGAAAAUAUUGGAGAAGAAGCGGUUUCCGCGUUUGAAUAUUUGAAGAGAGAUUAUUCCUGCUGUGACUGGACUAUGGACACUUGCAUGACAUUGUUGAUUCUGGUAUGUUUUGUUUCUGCUACGUUGGGAGCUCCUAGAUAUAACCAGCCCCUGAAUGUGCGAGACCCGCUUGCCCGCCUACAACUGCGUAGUUCACAUGGUCUGCCGAAGCCAGACGAGGAGCUUGAUGUGGACAGUCCUGAGUUUGAGUUUGACAUGGUGCUGACGCCGCUCCAGCGCUUGUACAUCGCCACUCAUUCCGGCGAGACGGAACCCAGUGAGGCGUGGAAGCGGAAGGCCAUCGUUGACGUGACGAGACACUGGCCGCAGGCCACCGUACCGUACCAGAUAACAUCGGGCCUCAAGCAGUACCAGAUCCAGUGGGCGAUAGAUGCCAUGUCUCUGUGGGAGAACAGCACCUGUAUCAGGUUCUACCCCAGGUCACCCCUCCUGGCCUCCCAGCUCGGACACGACGACUACGUCAGCUUCACCAACGGCUCCAGCUGUAGAACAAUGGUUGGGAGGGUACCCGGUGGUCAAGACCUUUCUGUUGGUCAGUGCAGCAAAGGUUCGAUCAUGCACGAGUUGGGUCACACGAUAGGCUACGUUCACGAACAGUCGCGACCCGACCGUGACGCUAACGUGGACAUCAUCGAGAACAACAUCAUACCCACCAGAGAGUCUGACUUCAAGAAGUACACGUCCAAGCUGGUCAGGACCUUUGGCCUCCCUUACGACUAUGGCUCCAUAAUGCAUUACAGCUCUACCGCGUUCUCCAAGAAUGGCGGAUUGACUGUCCGGACACAUGACCCCCAUCUACAGAUGGUCAUUGGUCAGAGAAAGGACCUUAGCUUCCUGGACGUGCAGCUGGCUAAUGACUUGUAUAAAUGUAACGACCACUGCACCACCCACAAGAUCUGCAACAAUAAUGGCUACGUGGGUCCUGACUGCACGUGCGUGUGUCCAGAAGGACUGACCGGCGACACGUGCGAUCAGCUGAUGGCCUCGGAUAAAAAUUGUGGGGGCGUGCUGAACGCCACAUCCGGGUCACUUCAAACACCUGACUACCCUAUGGAUUAUCCACAAAACGCUGACUGCUAUUGGUUGAUUCAGGGUCCUCCUCGUUCCAACAUCGUGUUGACCUUCGACGCGUUUGACACAGACAACGAAUUGGACUGCCAGUGGUGUGCUUGUGACUAUUUGGAGGUCAAAGUGUACGGCUUAAACAAAGUGGGUCAAAGGUACUGCGGCACGUAUGUGAAGAACCCGAUCGUCUACAACUCAAGCUCCCUCCUGCUACACUUCCAUUCCGAUGAAAUCUGGACCAUGAACAGUGGCGUCAGGUUCUCCUACAAAAUAGUCACGUCAUGACGUCAUAGUGUAUCGUCCAAUCAGGACACGCAAGACAAACAUUCGUAGAACUUGUCCAAGCGGAGACUCACGCCACGAAGCCAUCAUACAAGUGAAAACCUACGAAAAAAUGCUUAAAUUGGACGUGUUCUUAUAAGGACAAAUGUUUGACAGUGGGCGCUGCUUGAUUGGCAGAACACUAAUAAACGUCUUGUCAUCCAUUUCCAAA
Messenger RNA from Haliotis rufescens (red abalone), 1979 nucleotides. RefSeq names its product blastula protease 10-like. The record is from RefSeq and is a predicted model, not a curated record. Lineage: Eukaryota; Metazoa; Mollusca; Gastropoda; Lepetellida; Haliotidae. The transcript is spliced from 10 exons. Gene Ontology annotation, biological process: proteolysis. Gene Ontology annotation, molecular function: metalloendopeptidase activity; zinc ion binding. The coding region runs from base 434 to 1771 and encodes 445 amino acids.